AUGGACAAGUCAGAGCUCCUCGCCCUGGCGCACGAGUACGCCAAGGGCCAAAACGACAUUUACGAACUCUUGGGAAUCGACACAAUCACAGCGGCGGACCCGAAGCAAGUCCAGCGCGCCUACCGAAAGCAGUCCAUCAAGUACCACCCCGACAAGCUCGGCGACCGCUUCGACCCGGAGAAAUGGCAGCUGCUGGAGCGUGUGCGCGAUGUCCUCAUGGACACGGCCGCCAAGGCCGCCUACGACAGCGCGCGCAGCGCCAAGCUCAUCCAGGAGGAGAAGAAGCGGUCCAUGACUGCCAAGCGGCAGGCAGACAUCGCCGACCUGGAGGCACGCGAGCGCGGCGAGGACCCCAAGCGGAUGCGCACCCCGCAGAAGGAGGGCCUGAGCCAGGCCGAGUACCAGAGCAUGCUGCAGAAGGGCAACAGGAUCAUGGAGGAGCGGAAGAGAUUGAUGCGCGAGGCCGAGGAGCGAGAACGCCUGGCACAGGCGCAAAAACAACCACCACCCCCCACGGCGGCAGCGGCAGCAGCAGCAACGACAACAGGGACGAAGGUGGGAUCAGAAGCAGGCACAAAGGCAGACACGGGGCAGAUCCCACCGAAAAGUACAGCGGACGACGACCCCGAAAUCGCAGCACUGGAGCGGAAACUUGAGGAGUUACGGCAGAAGAAGGCCGCCAAGAAAGCACAGAAGGCAGCGCGCAAGGGCGGCAGGACCUCACCGAGCCAUGGACCACAAUCCAUCUCAAACCCCAGUAUCUCGGGACCACAGGCUGACGAUCAGAAGGUGUUUUCGUUUGCCGCUCCCGCCCCUUCCGCAACCCCUACAAGCAACGGCGCGGCCCCAGCCCCGGCCGGGAAGACUGACUGGGCAUCGACCAUGGCAAGAUUACGAGCCGCCCAAGUUGAAAAGGAGCGAAGGAAGGCCGAAGAGUCAGCAGCCGGUCAGUAG
This is a messenger RNA of Neoarthrinium moseri, 954 nucleotides long. RefSeq lists its product as uncharacterized. Gene Ontology annotation, biological process: spliceosomal complex disassembly. Gene Ontology annotation, cellular component: spliceosomal complex. The record is from RefSeq and is a predicted model, not a curated record. The coding region runs from base 1 to 954 and encodes 317 amino acids. NCBI's taxonomy places the organism in Eukaryota, Fungi, Ascomycota, Sordariomycetes, Amphisphaeriales, Apiosporaceae. The transcript has a single exon.